UUCGCUUGGGGCAUUGACCUCACCCAAGUCUUCGUCUUCCUUCUUUGGCAGCUGCCAGUUUCAUACACCACUAUUUUUAUCCAGAUCCAUCCUUGGAUUUCUCUUCAUUCCAGAUACAUCUUCUCUAAAGCCUAAACCCCUUGCUCUCUUUUCUUCCGAUGUAUAGUUGGAGAGGGCAGUUUCACCUGCGAGGCUGAGGUGAGCAACCAUUGUUGGAGAGCAAGCAGCCACAUGGCCAGCACCGCUGCCACUCCGGAAGCAGGCAGCAAUCACAGUGAAGACGGCACCACAGUGGAGCUUCCCAUCGUCGUCACCGGCAGCACCAGCCAAGAAUCCAUUGAUACUCCAUCCACCAGGUACUUGUUAGCCCCUAGCCAUGUAUCCAGCUCCAGCUUCACCGCAGACAUUGAGCUCCUGUGGAGACUGCGGAAGUACCUGCUGCUUCUUGGCAUCUUAGCUGUUGGUGUUACAUACAAUGCUGGAUUGACCCCACCUGGAGGGUUCUGGUCGAAGAACACACAAGGGCAAUCUGGACAUGAAGCGGGUGACCCUGUCCUCCGGGCUCUCUUCUUCCCACGGCACGAGGUAUUCUUCUACUGCAAUGCAACAGCCUUUGCAGCGUCUCUUGUCCUCAUCAUCUUGCUUCUGAGUAAAAACGUGGCAAGGCAGAGGCUAUGGCUCCGCUCAAUGCAACUCACCAUGGUUCUGGACCUGUUCAGCCUGAUGGGGGCCUAUGCUGCUGGAAGCUGCAGGGCAGUGAAGUCCUCCAUCUACAUCUGGGUUCUGGUGCUCUCUGUUUUCACAUAUAUUAUGAUCCACAUCCUAGUGUUCAUGAAAGUUGUUCCAAGAUUUGUGUCCGAGAAAAGAUUUGUUCCAAAACGGCUGAAAGAUGUGGCGCGGUCUGUGGAGCGCUGGAUCCUAUCCCGGUGUGGUGUUCACAGGAGUGAAAAGAACAGCUCUCACGAGAAAGAUCUAGAGGAAGCUCGCAAGUUCACUCUGGUGCUUGUGACUUUCGCUGCAACUGUGGCAUACCAAGCAGGGUUGAGUCCACCGGGUGGUUUUUGGGCUGAAAAUGAUGAGAACAAAACUCCAGCUACAUCUAUGCUUCGCUCUGGAAACCUUCCUCGAUAUAAUACUUUUGUUGUUUGCAACUCGACUUCCUUCGUUGCGUCUUUGGUCACAAUCAUACUGCUUCUAAGCCCAGAACUGAGUCGGCAUGGCAUCAGAUCCAGAGCGGUGACCGUGUGUGUUGUUGUCGACAUAUUGGGCCUUGUUGGAGCAUAUGCUGCAGGAAGCUGUAGGAGUGUGGUCACAUCUGUCUCUGCUGUUUUAGUGGCUGUUCUAGUAUGGAUCUGCUUUGCAGUUUUAGCUGGGAUCUUUGUUAACAGAUCUGUAGCAGAGUGGUUUGGGAAGAAGAUCAAGCCAGAUAUUAUGAGGUGCAUCGACAGAUUUGGCCGGGUCUUUUCGUCGAACCAUGGCAGAAAGAGAUCAAGAAAUCCGGAGGGAGAGAAUUCUAUUGCAAGUCAUCAGCAAACUGAAGAGAGCAUAAAAGGUGAAGCAGAAGCAGAAACUGCUAGAGUGCCAGAAUACCAGCUUCCAUACCAUCAGCUAGCUCCAGAUAUUGAAGAGGGUGAAUGCCCUGGGGAGCAGCAGAGUCCAGGCAAACAACAACCUACAAACAUUGAGGUUGUGUCCAUCUCAGAGCAUGCAUCUGUAAAUGAGAAGCAAGCAGAAAAUAGCAGCAGUGUCAUGUGCAAGCUGGGAAGUCAGUCUACAGACCCAAAUUCAGCUGCAAACGAGGCUAUGACUGAAACUGAAACAGAAAACAUACAAGAUGCAAAUAUGGAGGAACAACAAUCUUCCUUGGUGGAUGGUCUUAAAACUCCCACUACUGUGGCUGAUCAAGAAUCCACAACCGUGGAGUGCUUGUCCGACAUUGCACCCAAUAACCAUAAUGGAGCCACCAACAGUUUCAAGGAAGAGAAAGAAGCUUCGGAGCAGCAUUUGCAAGCCAAUGAGAUUGAGAGUUUCAGAACCAAUAAUGUGGCCAGACCUGUUGAAAAUGGCAACGUUGGCAUGUAUGAAGUAACUCCCAGACAAGACGACGGUGAUGUAAAUGCUGGUGCCAAUCCAACUGAUGAACAUCUGAAGAAGUCCCGGACAUACCUCCUUCUUCUAGCCAUUCUUGCAGUAUCCCUGGCGUAUCAAUCAGGUUUAAAUCCACCAGGUGGUUUCUGGACACAAAGAGGUACCAACAAUUCACCUAAGAGCACCCAUCAUCGUCCCUAUCAUUUACCGGGUGAUCCCAUCCUUGAGGAUACUCGCCAUCGACGCUAUAUUGCAUUCUUCUAUUUAAACGCCAUCGCCUUUGUGGCAUCCCUUGUCAUGAUCAUCAUGCUCCUGAACCGGAGGAUGAGCUACAAGGGCAUAAAACGAUAUGCGCUGCAGAUGGCUAUGAUAGUUGAUCUUCUUGCUCUAACAGGGUCUUACAUUAUGGGGAGUAGUAGGGGGACGAAGAGCUCCAUAUACAUAUGGCUGUUGGUAUGCCUUGUGCUGGUUUAUGUUGCUGUUCAUGUUCUGAUAGCAACACAUGUAAUCCCUGAAGGGUGCAAGAAGGUCGUGGCACAGAAGAUUGAGAAUUUCUCCUGCAGAUACAUAUGGACAAAGGCUUCGUUUCGGAACCGGGGAAUUGAUGGUAAUGGUAGUGAUUGUGAGGCUGGGCAAAGCCAGAGGAGUGAUGCCGAUGACAAGACCUGGGAGCGGAGGCGCAAUCUACUGUUGAUGCUUGCUGUUCUAGCUGCAACAGUCACGUACCAAGCUGGCAUCAACCCUCCAGGAGGUGUAUGGUCUGAUGAUAGCUCAGCCAGUGGUAAACCAGGAGACCCAAUCCUUCAGCACAACAAUUCCAAGCGCUAUGAUGUUUUCUACUACUCAAACUCACUCUCAUUCGUGGCAUCUGUAGUUAUCACAAUACUGCUUGUGAACAAGGAAUCCUGCGAGCAUGGUAUCAAGUCCUAUGCGCUAAGAGUGUGUUUGGUGGUGGGCUUGGUGAGCCUCUUGAUUGCCUACUCUGCAGGAAGCUCUAGGAAAGCAAGAGAAUCUAUCUAUCUCAUCGUCAUUGCUGUUGCAGUUCUGAUUGCUCUUGUGAUUCAAGUGCUUCUUCUCUCCUGUACGCAAGACAGUCUCAGAGGACCAACUGGACAGUUUAUAGAACGUCUGCUCCAGCUGCUUUUUGGGACGGACAAGGCCUGGCAUGGAGACACUUCUAAACAGAAAGAAAGCUCAGGUCGUCCCGAGAAAAAAGUUCGGAAGAGGCACAAGUAUUUGAUGCUGCUUGCAGUUUUAGCUGCCUCCAUCACGUAUCAAGCUGGUCUCAACCCACCCGGUGGUUUCUGGUCCGACGACAAUGAAGGCCAUGUGGAAGGCAAUCCUGGCCUGAAACCACCUGGUGCCUUGUGGUCUGAUAACAAAGGUCAUUUGGCAGGCAAUCCUGUUCUCCUUGAUAUUAAUCCUCGGCGCUACGAAAUAUUCUUCUGCUUCAACUCUAUCUCGUUCAUGGCAUCUAUUGUCGUAGUCAUGUUCCUGUUGAACAAAUCUGCCCGGAAGAAGGCCGUGCCACUUGAAGUACUGCACUUGAUCAUGAUACUGGACCUGCUGGCCCUCAUGACUGCUUUUGCUGCUGGAAGCUGCAGAAAAUUCAGGACUUCAGUCUAUGUGUAUGGUCUAGUGCUCGGUGUCGUGGUAUACCUUGUGAUCGCAGUUCUUUUGUCAAGUGGCAUUGCAAAAUGUCUGAGACCCAUGGAUAGAAAUAGGGUUUCCUCUCAGAGAAGUCCUAUUCGCGCUCCUACAGCAAGCACAAGGAUACUUGGAGACCAUGCUUGAUGGUUCCAUUCCUUUGGUAAUAGUACUAGUUUAAUAGUAGUGUAUGUAUUUGGCUUUUCAGUGUACGUUAUGUUGUGGGAGUUUGAAUUGAACUGAAAUUCGACGCUUUAUGUUGUUC
This is a messenger RNA of Zea mays, 4000 nucleotides long. RefSeq lists its product as uncharacterized. The transcript has 3 exons. Lineage: Eukaryota; Viridiplantae; Streptophyta; Magnoliopsida; Poales; Poaceae. The record is from RefSeq and is marked validated. Gene Ontology annotation, cellular component: membrane. The coding region runs from base 232 to 3882 and encodes 1216 amino acids.